This is a messenger RNA of Ruditapes philippinarum (Manila clam), 1538 nucleotides long. RefSeq lists its product as uncharacterized. The record is from RefSeq and is a predicted model, not a curated record. NCBI's taxonomy places the organism in Eukaryota, Metazoa, Mollusca, Bivalvia, Venerida, Veneridae.
GUAAAUUUUCUUUUCAUUCUCAUUAACUUGUUGUUCUCAUAAAAUUGAUAUUCAAAGACAUGAAGACACACUACUACAAUUGCAAAACCAGAGUAUUUACAAUCAGUAAAUUUCUAUAAAUAUGUAUUAAUUAUCGCGUUUCAUAUAAAGGUAUGAACCGAACCCGUGGUGAAUUUUUUUAUCUUCGGAUAAAAGUUUAUUUUAAAAAGCACAAACUUCAAUACGCGGGAUAGGAGGUUUAACUUUGAAGAAUAUGAAAUAAUUCACAGUACUUGACUAAGACAUAAAAAAAUUGUAUGAAGGUCUUCUGACAAUUUUUUAGCUGGUAAACCAUACACUAGUCCGGGGCGACUUAAAGGAAUCAAAGGUGCAUCUGCCAAUUUCUUUAUUAUGUGGAUGAACAACUUUUCUGUAAAACAUGCUGAGAAAAUACCAAACAGUGCAAAAUUUCACCUGCCUUGCUGUUUAACCAAAUAUUCUGUUUGGGAAUUGAUGUGCACAGAUGCACAAAAGGAAACCAUUGAACCACCAAGUUAUAGUCAUUCAAUGAAAAUUUGGAGAAGUCAACUCAACCACAUUAAAAUCCCUAAGAGAACCAGGUUCAGCAAGUGCGACACAUGCAUUCAGCUUAAGGAAAGGAUCGCGGCAACAAAUGAAAAAUCAGUUAGAGAGCAAUUACAAUGGCAGCGAUCAAUCCAUUUAGAACAGCAAAAUAAGGAGCGUCAGAAAUAUUACAAGCACAUAUCAAAGGCAAAAAAUAAUCCUAACAAUUACCUUAGUAUAAUUAUGGAUGCCAUGGACCAAGAUAAAACAGCUAUUCCACGUUUGUGUGAAACACCGAAAUCAUUGGGGAAUAUUUGGAGGCUGAAAGUGAACUUAAUGGGAGCAAUUGUCCAUGGCAUUGGAGUAUACGGCUUCUUUGAUGCCUUUCAAUGGGCACAUGGAGCUUCCUACACUUUAUCAGUGCUAGUGCAUAUUCUUUCCAUGUUAGAUUUCCUGCCUGAUGUCCUUUAUCUUCAGCUCGACAACUGUCCUGGACAAAAUAAGAACAGAUAUGUACUAGGCUUUGUUGCCAAGUUGGUGGAAGCAAACAUUUUCAAGAAAGUGAAAGUUUCUUUUUUAAUGGUUGGACACACACAUGAGGAUAUAGACCAACUUUUCAGCAGGUUUUCGGUCAGAGCUUCCAGAGAAGACAUAUUUAUCCUGGAUGAUUUGAUAACAACCUUUGAAAAAUGCUACAAGCAGCUUCCAGUGACGGGAAUGAAGAUAGCCGAGGUUUAUGAUUUUCAGGAGUGGUUACAACUGAACAACAUUAAAAAUCACUCCCACCCACAUGUGUUUAAGUUUACCAAAAACGAAGAUGGAAAGGCAACAAUGAAAUAUAAAAAGUGGUCCACAGACAAGAAAUGGAUAACAAGCACAGGCAGUGACAAGUACUUACUUCAAGAUAUGGAUGAUAGUCCAAUUAACAAAAUCAAACCAAAUGUUGACAAUUUAGAUUUCGAGAGAUUGAGACACGACACAGAUCAAGUGGCAAG